This is a messenger RNA of Staurois parvus, 403 nucleotides long. The record is from the annotation of a GenBank genome assembly. Lineage: Eukaryota; Metazoa; Chordata; Amphibia; Anura; Ranidae.
AUGGGGAGAUGUAUGUUCUUAGACGUCUCUGUUAGGGGGCAGGACCUGCACCUGAUCAAUAUCUAUGGAUCGCAGUCAAAAUGGGGCAGGAAUUGCCUCCUCACAAAGAUCAAGCCCUUCCAUUUUACGCCCCAGCAGGUUGUCUUUGGAUGUGACUUUAACACCAUAAUUAGGCCUGAAGACAGGAGAUGCUCCAUAGACAGCCUGGGUUAUGAUAGCAUUUUUUUCAGAGAUUUGGUUAGACAGGCAGGCCUGGUACAUGUGCACAUUAAGCACUGCCCUGGCUUUCACAUUUCAGAGAGGGAUACUCAGAGCAGAAUAGAAAGGUUUUUUAAAAAGGAGAACUCUGCUUUCUCAGCUCCUGAGUUGAGGGUGGUGGAAUUCUGACCACUGUAUGCUGUCU